AGAAGAUGUAAGAAAUCCGUCAUAUCCUAUGAUCUAGCCUCACUCGAAGAACCGAAAGAUGUAUCUCGUCUAGCGGUUGUAGCUCGUCUAGUAGAAAGGGGGCAAUAGGGCCACGACCUCGUGGCCCAGCAAGUGCUACAUCACGCUUAUGUUGGAUGGCGUUUUUUGCAUCUAUCAGACUUUCUAGACUGCCCCUUUUUGUUCCCUUGAAACAAGUGUAUAGGUUCUUAGAGGGGGGCAAUUCUUGAUGGUCUGCCUAGAUGGGAAGAACGUCCAUAAAGCAGGUGUACGCCUAGAGAUGUUGCCAUGGAAGCAGAGCGUAGUUCAAGAGAAAGAGGUGUUAAGGUUUGGAAGUUGGCAUCUCUAUUACCAUCUCUAUAGUUUCUUCAAGUAGGGAAGCCAUAGAUAUGCAACCUAGAGCGGUCAACUUUCAACCCCUAAAGGUGGGCGCACUUCGAGAGAAACAGGUGGAUGCACUUCGAGCGACGCACCUCAAGAGAAAGCAGCCGGUUGUGGUCCUCGAGAAAACGGCGAUCGAGAGACAAGAGAAGUUCUAGGGUAUACCAGAGAUGGACGAGGCUCCUCUACUUUAUCUCGAGAAGAAGAAGCAGCUUGCUGUCCUGCUUCCAGAGAGCCCUCAGCGGAAGCCGAUUCGAGUAGGAGUUAAGGCUGCUUCAAAUUUAUAUUUCCUAGGAACGGUCAUCAGGAAGGUUGGCAACAAAGAUGUGCGCAUGCAUACUCAGGAAUGGCUUAAAUUUAAAGUCCGGCAUAGAUAGAUAGAUAGAUAGAUAGAUAGAUAGAUAGGUAGAUAGACUCGAUGGCUAGAUCACAAGGCUUUCACCCAGAUGAUGAGUUCUAAAGAAAGAGUGACGAGGCGGACACGUCUUCGGGCUGUGCCGCGGACACGUCGUCGCACGGUGGCUUGCCG
Molecule: messenger RNA, 928 nt
Organism: Amoebophrya sp. A25
Lineage: Eukaryota; Dinophyceae; Syndiniales; Amoebophryaceae
Source: the annotation of a GenBank genome assembly